GCAGGUUCGGGCGGACUCGGGAGCCGAGCAGGGGGGCACUGUUGUCAUUCGUCAGGGCUGCGUGUCGAGCUUUUGUCCAGGAGAAAUGGCUGGGAUUAAAGCUCUCAUCAGCCUGUCCUUUGGAGGGGCCGUCGGCCUCAUGUUCCUCAUGCUAGGAUGUGCCCUCCCAGUGUACGACAAAUACUGGCCUUUGUUCCUCCUCUUCUUCUACAUCCUCUCCCCCAUCCCUUACUGCAUCUCGCGGAGGGUGGUCGACGACACAGACUCGGCCAGUAACGCCUGCAAAGAGCUGGCCAUCUUCCUCACGACGGGCAUCGUCAUCUCAGCGUUUGGCCUGCCCAUCGUCUUCGCAAGAGCUGAAGUAAUCGCCUGGGGGGCGUGUGCGCUUGUGCUAACGGGUAACGUAGUCAUCUUCGGGACCAUCCUGGGCUUCUUCAUGGUCUUUGGAUCCAACGACGACUUCAGUUGGCAGCAGUGGUAAAGCAGCAGCGGGAGGGGGACCUUAGUCUGAACUGUUUUUAUUAGCGUUACAAUUAUUAUUAUGGUAUUACUGUUUGGUUCUUGUUGUUGUUAUUUAUAUGAUGACCGCCCAUCCAUAGACUCACACCAAACCAGUGCAAUACUUCUUUUCUUUUUUUGUUUUGUACCGCCUGCAUCAUAUUGAACUGACACAAGUGGGAAGGAAAAUGCUGACUUUCAGUUGGACUUUUACUCAUUUUAGUUCUUCUGUGUUUGUGAGUUUUUCUCCAUUUGUGUGUUUCAUUUUGAGCAUCAUAAGCUAACGAGCGCUGGUGAACAACUGCUUGUUUUAUCUGUGAAAAAAAAAAGAAUCAAAUUGAAUGUCGAAUACGACUGAAUCUGAACAAAAGGACGGGGUCGUACCUGUCUGGGCUCCUUUCUCUAUUUAAUAGACACACUGACAGUACAGACGGGUGUGCGUUUCCAGUCAGAGUGCUGAGUUCAGUGUAAAUCAGCAGAAAGCAGAUAGAAAAUCUGCACAACACAAGCUCAGAUUUCACCAGUCAGGAUGAGGAAAAUCUCCAUUUCCUUUUGGCACGAGUCUCAGUAGACUGAAACUGUGACUAUCUUUUCAGCCUGUUCUCAUCCCCAGGUAGUCAAAUACCAACAAUUUGAAACCAAAGGUACCUUUUCUAGGCUUUUAACCAACUCCAGUUUAAACUCUUCUGAUGCUGAGAGUCACUGACGUCGUAUAAUGAGAAAAAUGUCUGUGCGGGGUGAGAGGUGAAAUAGAUGGGUCAAACAAAACAAGUAUUUUACCCAGGAGACCACAGGUCCUGUCUCAUGUGAAACCAAAUGACAGUGUUGUUAUAAUGUAAUGUUACGUAACGUGCGCACCUACAUCUCGUGUAAAACCAAAAGUCAAUGCCAUUUUAAUUUUUUACGCAUGGCCGUCCCCAACAACGUCACUUGUGUGUUGAAUUUGAAACUUGUGUGUCAUGUAACGUUAUUUUUACAUAACCAGUGUGCUUAUUUAAACCAAAACAUGGUCAUUUUUCUAAACCUAACCAAGUAGUUUUGUUGCCUUGGACCCAAUCCCAGUACGCCCCUUGCCUUCACCACUUAAUGCUCACUACUCCGAUUUACUCCUUCGCACGUCUAGGGGUAAGAUGUCCUGAUUGUUGUUGGAAUCGAGGGAUAGGGUAAAGUAUUCGGGCUACAUAGCUCUCCAAAUUUAGUUUUUUUUUAGUAGGCAAGAUGGCUGCAUGGGCAACUAUAGAAACCCACUAAUUAAUUUUCUCCAUUAACAUUACAAUAACCAUUGUAUUAUCGUUUUACUGAUUGUGGUUGCUUUAUUACAAGCAUAACAAAAGAAACUGCCAGUGUGCUGAUGUCUCGCUAGCUAACUAGCUAGCUAGCUAGCAUGACAGUCCCACAUUUUGACACACUUCAUGAUGCAUUCCCCUCUUUUUAUGGCACAUGACGCCUGAAAUUUAACUGAAGUCCAGCAGCGAGGUUACUGCACUUGUUAUUGCUCCUCUAAUACCAGUACAGACUGACAGGGUAGGAGCACAGGCUGCUAACGUUAGCUUACAGAGCAACGCUAGUGGCCUGGUAAUGAAGCAGUGUUCUUUUUUUAUUUGAUGUUUGAUCGAUUAAUUGCUGGAAAACAUACAGUGUGAAAGAAUUGCGAGCAUCCUGACGACCACAGAAGGCUGCCUGUAGCCCAUGUAAGAGAAGUCACCACAGCAGAAGAUGGCAUAUUUGCAUUCACAUAAAUGCCAGCUUCGACAGCUACCGAUGACGUGUCAGGGUCUAGAAGUUUGUCCCUUUUCACAGGGAAAUAAUUUAACCACUACCCCUUGUGAUUUUGUUCCGAGGGGCAGGGUGGCACUUAAAAAACGGAGGGUUGGCGUAAAAGUAUGAUAAGGGAUUGGGCCUAACUCUAACCAUUUCACAACAUUAACCACAACGCAGUGUGUUCCAGAUGUGUGUCAUAUAGAGACGCUAAAGGCUGCCCUGUGCGUCGCUAUGAGACGCCUUUUUUAACAACCUGGGAAUAAGAAUGAGUUGAUUUUUUCUCACAGUUAAAGGUGAAAACUGAGCUGCUAGCGUGCAGAAUUUUCAUUAGCUUUCUGCUAAUGUGAUGCUACUGUCGCUAAGAUGUGACAGUCACAAAGAUCAGUGAGUGUUUGUGAAAGAGCUGGGCUGUUACUGUCACCACUCAUCUUCUAAACCCUGUUACAUGUGUUAGUGUAAAUCAGUCCAGCAGUCUUUCUCUCUUUCUGUCUGAGAACAUGUUGGAUAGAAGUGUUUUCACUUUAACAUGUUUUCCCUUUGAUUUUGUUUUAUGUCUGCAAUCCAAACGUAUCAUAAAGAGACGAUGUUCAGGAGCAGCAGAGUGUUUGUUUCCUCUGAACUUAGAGGACAGGAUUCAUUUAAACACCCUCACCAUCACCACAGAGAUCAAAUUAAACUGACUUGGUGAUUUCCCAGGUGCCAACAGGAUGCAGGCUGCUUAUUCACCGUGUCAUUUUGCAUACGAUAGCUGUUACCUCACUCUGUGUAUGGGUAAGCCUCGCCCGUGUCAGGUCAAGAAAGCAUGAAAAGCCUUUAGUAGCCGCCAGCUAGCGUAGGAUUAGCUCGAGGACAGCAGCCUUGUUGGAAACUGAGCCAAGCUAAGAACCGGCCGACUUAUACCCGAGGCCCGAGCAGUCACUGACAGCUCUUAAGCUUUUAAAUGUGACUCCUUCAAAGUAAAAGCAUCCAGCGUCAGUCUGUGCUCAGUGUUACUGUCGUAUUUCUCUCUAGAAGCACAUUAGGUCCAGAUUUGGCGCAACGUGCCGUCACAUUUCCUCACACCAGCAUUUUCAUGAUAAAAGUUAUGUUGUCUUAUUUGAAGUGUUUCUGUGUGAAGGAAAUCUGUACUUUAGGUUGUGUAAUCUGUUGGCAGCUUGUAGGCUGCAGUCAGUCAGGUGCAGCUCUCCUGUUCGCUGUGUAACUGCAUUAGUGGGAGCUAAACGAGGAGUUCAGCAUCUGCUGCCUCGCUGAAGCGCCGAUGUGUUGAGUGGAGGGUCGAACAUUUCCUUUAGACGUCUGUCUUUUUUUUUGUUGGGGGGGUUUGUUUCUGUGGAUGGUUCAGUUUGAAUAUGUGCUCUCUGGAAGAUACAACAAUGUGAUUUUUAAUGAGGACUAAUGUUGAUUUGUUUUCAUUGUGUCCCAUAAUUUCAAAACCUAAAUGAAUUCUUUAGCUUUGUGUCGUAGGUCGGCCCAGAACGUACUUUUACCACGGGUUUCCAGACGCAGCAGAUUUCCAAUGAAAGUGUAAGACACACUGUUUGUCCCACAGGAUUAUUUCCACUUUCAGAAUCCUUCUUUAAAACCACAGAAUAAAUAAAACUUGCAUUAAAGGAAUAGUUCAAAAUUUAAGCCCCAGCUGGUCCAGGAGCUUCUCCUCCCUGAUGGACGUUUCCAGGCAUAUUUUAGGAUGACUCAGGGGCAGUUUGACAACCUCCCGUCUAUCAUCGGGCCGUAUAGCUCUGUGUGUCCAGCAACAGCUACCACCAGUUUCUUCUCCAUUGUUUACCAACACUAAACUUGUUGUUUUGUCCACCACAGAAGACCCGCCUCUCAAAUCAACCGACUGGACAAUUAGAAAAGCACUCUCGCAAAACUCCUAGAGCGCAGAAACACGAGGCGCAUCACAACACAAACACAGCGAGCAAAAAACUUCAUUCUUAUUGAAAACAAUUACAAAAAGCCGCCUCCAGCUGCUAAAACGCUUUCUGUGUAAUCAGGGCCUUGUUUGCUCUUCUGUCAAGAGUCAGGAGAAGAGAAGAUUAACUGUCUUCAUAUCACAACCAAAAACAAAAAAUGAGUUUGGUUUAGUUGUGCGGGGGAUUGCUACGACUAGCAAACUCAAAGGGAACUACGAUGACUAGUCAAAGUUGCGGAAAAGUUGCGAUGAUUAAACAAAAGUGAAAAGUCACGCAGAACUCCUGCAGAUUGGUUGAAUUUGCAUUAAUUGUUGUGAUCGUAAUUUUUCACCAUAAAUAAACCACAAUUUGUCAUUUUUACAUCUCUGUGCAACACAUUCUCACUCUGACCUCGUCACAUAUCGACAUUUGGUCAUGGACCUUCCACGACCAGAUACCACGUGCAAGGUACCCUGGGUGUGUUGGUUGUUGACGUUCUGGGACGCCGUGUCAACUUCAGCCUGUUACAUGCAUUGUCUGUUUUCAAAAUGCACUUCUGUUUUCACAGGAAAUUUAUCGUUUACAUACAGUCUCUUUCAAAAUAAAAGCACUACGUCAGGACAACAAUGCAAAUUGACGUUUUUUGUUGUUUUUUUUUUCCAUCCAACAAUAAACGCACGUGGUUGGGUUUAUAAUCUUACGAGACACAAACACUGCUCUCACAGGUGAAAGUCUGUGUUAGUUGGACCCAUCCACCACCCCUCUUGUCCGCCCCACUUGGGCUUUCACUGCCUUAACUUUCGUUAUUGUCCCACAGCGUUUCCCCUGACACUGCUGAGCGUAGUUAAACUAUAACGGCUGCGUAUCAUGCCGCUGUUAAAGGAUGGAUUCCUUCGUCAGUGUCACCACAAGUCACUGCCCAAGCGCCGGAUUUCGACGACUUUGGAGUGUUGAUGGGUGUUUCAUAAUCUGGGAUAGCUGUUUUGCUUCCAGUCUCGAUGCUAAGCUAAUCACCUCCUGGUCCAUACUUGAUGCACAGACAUGAGCGACAGUUAUUUCCUCUAUAAAUUAAAAAAAACAAUGGGAAGUAGAAAGUGUUGGAAGUCUGCUGAGGAAACCCGUACCUAAAAAUACUGACGUCUGGGUUUUAUCACUACAAAUAGGCAUUAACACUUCUUCACACUCAGCUGUGAUAUUUAUUUAUCGUCUGUUACGUGGCUCUUCCAGAGAUCACAUCCUCAGUGAAGGCACUGAUUGUAUUAAAAGCACCAUAAUGAUGGCAGCUUUUUAGUUCCAUUUGAAAAAUGUAUUUAACUAAGUUACUGAAUAUUGAAAACUACUGACAUGAUUUGUGCAUAUUGUUCUGUAACACUACUUUGAAUCUAACCGAACAUGCUCUGAGCAGAACAUUUACACACUGGUGGUUGUCUGUAUGAGCCAGUCUGUGGUUGGACGAGCAGGGUAACUCCACAUUGUGUUCCUGAGGAGUGAACGUCUGUGUGACACGACAUGAAUUUUAAGCUCAAUUUGUCAAAUGUUCUCUGUUUUGUAGUCUGACGUUCAAACUCCCUGAUGUGACAGGAGCUGGUGUGUAGCUGUGGGAUGGGUUUCUCUGUGUUUCUGUUCCAAGAGAAAUGUAAACGCUUUGUUUCGCACAGAUUUGGGAGGAUAUUGUAUUUAUUUAAUUUAUCGGACGCUUGGUGUCGAUGUCCAACGCCAUUUUCUAUCUACAACUUUUCUGUUAAAGAGGCAGAAGUCAGCAUGGUGGUUUUCUUUUCUUUUUUUUAAAUAAACGCCAUUUUUGAACAUCC
Epinephelus fuscoguttatus (brown-marbled grouper) is the source of this 5965-nucleotide messenger RNA. RefSeq names its product leptin receptor overlapping transcript like 1 (gene leprotl1). The coding region runs from base 86 to 481 and encodes 131 amino acids. Gene Ontology annotation, cellular component: endosome. NCBI's taxonomy places the organism in Eukaryota, Metazoa, Chordata, Actinopteri, Perciformes, Serranidae. The record is from RefSeq and is a predicted model, not a curated record. The transcript has 4 exons. Gene Ontology annotation, biological process: negative regulation of growth hormone receptor signaling pathway; late endosome to vacuole transport via multivesicular body sorting pathway.